UCGGGAGGCUCGGCUCCGGCUCACGGCCACAGGCAUGCCUCCCAAGUACGACCGAAGGGCACACACACAGCGCACCGAAAGCCGGUCAAACCUCGUUGGAAAGUUUACUACUUCUGUUAAGAAAUUUGUCCAGGAUGUCGAAUUCGACCACACGCGCGAAGGAGCUGUUCAAACAAGCGAACGCGUCCACUUUGCCCAACAGAAGAUCAGUGAGUCGUACCAGACAGUGCGGUCGGCGCUCAUCAAGCUGCACGAGCGCUACGAGGCCUCCAAGGCGGAGAGGAACAUCGUACGACGGUACGCCCUCUUCAAGGCGAUGGUGAAAGAUGUGAUCUGCCUGGACACCCAGUACUGGGUGCUGCUGGACCUGCCCAAGCAAGAAAAGCAGGAGCAAGUGACGUCAUAUGUGCUACGCGCAUGCGCCACACUGGAAAAGGCGAGCGACUCACGCGCCCAAGAUGCCUCCAAGGCAAACUCCAGAGCUGAAGAGGAGGCCAGAGAACGAAAACAACGACUAGACAGCAUGUCAGUGCAGGAAAUCGAGGAAGAGAACUCCCAGUCCAUCAACGACCUGUACAGGCUGCUAAAGAAAUACGGCAACCUGCGGGGAAUCGUGCACGGGCUGCAGAUCUCCUACACGGAUGCCAAGGUGUACCCUUUCAUCCCGCGCUACAACAUGCUCAAGGAUAUGAUCAAGUGCGUGCUAAGGGACCCCAGCUACAUGGAGGUCUGUCACGAGGACAGCAGCCGAACUUAAAAAACGCGCUCUCAUCAGCCACAGAGUUCACCUUCACACCGCAAGAUGCAUGCCACCGUGUCUAUGGUCUUUUUAUUUAGUUUUUUCUAUCCAGAGAGAGAGGAUUAUUUUCUCUCUCCCAUGUGUCUAACGCUUGCAUUGUGACGAAGAUCUUCCAAAAUGAGACACGAUAACUGUCACGUUACUUAAAGGCGAGUGCCGAGUACCGCAUCGAAACCGAAACCGGGGAUUAACGGGAUUAACCAUUAGUUUGCGUAGAAGUGUAGCAAAAGCAAAACACGUCGGAUUAUGUGUGAUUAAGGCGCAGUAUCUGUCCGACUCUAUUGUCUAAAUGUAGCGAAAGAGAGAGAGAGAGAGAGAGCAUGGUGUAUGCACUGCUUUAUAAAGGACGCGUGUCGAGUAUAGAAUUUCGCGUGAAGGUACUUAGUACUGUAGUGUGGUUUAAAUAGAUAAUAUUUCCCAAUUCAACUAUGGUCCGCUAUUCUACACAGCAUCCAGUGGUGUCGUUAACACAACUGUGCCCAUUGCGUUGGAAAAUAACCCUGCAAUUGUUGUGCAACACUACAGCUCCCAGAACUCAGUCUACACAUAGACACUGGCGUUGUCCUUAUACGUGCGUGACCAAAUACUUCUUUUUAAGUUAGACAGUUCCGAAGUUCCACAAUUGCCGAACACUGUAUAAUCAUUUUAAAAGAAAUGUAUUAAUUUUUUGCUAGUUAUUACUGCUAGAUUUUGCUAGUACACCAGAAAUACUGGGUAUUCCACAAAAAUAAAACCGAACUGAAUUGUACAGUAGCGGGACAAUGCGGUCAAAAAAUGACACAUUGCAACUUCAAGCAACGACCUACUCUUUUCUAUUUGUUUUAGAUAACUUACUUAAUUAAAUUGCGAAAUUAAAAUAGAUCUUUAAUUGUAUUUUGUGAUAAGAAAUAGCCAGUCCGUAGAGAGAACCUUUUCCAUGAAUCACACGAAAAAGGGCUGCACAUCCAGAGUGUACACAAUUAUUCAGUUUGGAUUUAAGUUAAUUUAACUUCCUGUUCGAUUCUCACACACCAAGCGAUGCGAACUGGUCCUUCCAAUUUUAUCAGUAUUCGUGAUAAUUAAUACGUCGGAUUAGUGCAAAAGCUAACGGUAGGAACUUCCUAAGCGAUAACCCGCGUUUUCCAAAUAUUUAACUCUAAACGCUGAUUCAACUUCAUGAAUUCUAGAAAACAGCGGGCAAGGGCCCCGCUUUCAGAUUGCAUUCUUUCCAAUGGGCUUGCAGGAAGAUCAGGAAAUGGAUGUUUCUAAUCUGCUGACAAAUGUUCCUCGCAGUGAUAACGACAGAGGGAGAGGAGUGUGAUACAUGAUAAGGUCGAUGAUCAUGGUGCUUCCUCGUACCAAUUAAUUAUCUACCUGAAAACUAUAUGAAAUACCAUAUAAUGUGGGACACUGCAAAGGCGUGUUCAUAAUAAACGUCGCAUAGCGUAGCACUUCUUCGAGGCCUGCUUUCCGUGGCAUACCCGAUAAUAGGAUACACAUUUCGUUAAAGAGCCUUGCUAUGUCGCAAGAUACUUCGUUAAAAGACGUUGUGCUCCGACUAUAUAGUCUCAAGCAGCACAACAUCUUGGUCCAAUAUCGGUUGAACAUUGGCAAUACCGGCCCAAUAUUGGUCCAACCUUGGACCAGUAUUGCCGAUAUAUAGCCAAUAUUGGGCCAUUAUAUUUUGCUGCCUGGGGUGUCAUCUUUUCAUUACAGACAUCGCCGAGAGCAGAGCAAACGUGUUCUAGCUCGAACGGGGAGUUUAG
This is a messenger RNA of Ornithodoros turicata, 2544 nucleotides long. RefSeq lists its product as uncharacterized. The coding region runs from base 35 to 757 and encodes 240 amino acids. The transcript has 5 exons. The record is from RefSeq and is a predicted model, not a curated record. NCBI's taxonomy places the organism in Eukaryota, Metazoa, Arthropoda, Arachnida, Ixodida, Argasidae.